This is a messenger RNA of Brassica oleracea var. oleracea, 678 nucleotides long. RefSeq lists its product as uncharacterized. Bases 84 to 578 code for a protein of 164 amino acids. The transcript is spliced from 2 exons. The record is from RefSeq and is a predicted model, not a curated record. NCBI's taxonomy places the organism in Eukaryota, Viridiplantae, Streptophyta, Magnoliopsida, Brassicales, Brassicaceae.
GCGGUUUUGCGUAUGUAAUAAAAACACAGAGAGGAGGGAAUAGCGCCCCAAAAACACAAACAAAAAACCUAGCCGCUUCCAAAAUGUCGAAACGCAACGCAUCGCUGUCGCAACCGCCGCCUAGACCGCUGAUAAAGCAGCACUCGUGGUCCCCGGACGCCGAUCGGGAAGAGGCUUGGCUCAGGAAGAAAGGCAAACGGCCAUCGGGUCGUCUCGGUCGUAGCAAGAGCGUGACGGACGAAGAUCUGGAAGAGCUAAAGGGAUGCAUCGAGCUCGGGUUCGGAUUCGAGCCUGAUUCGCCGGAGCUGGAUCCGAGGCUGUCUGAAACUCUGCCAGCUCUGGGGCUGUACUGCGCUGUUAAUAAACAGUAUAGGAGUGGGUUGUCAAGGACUUCGUCUCUUUCGUCGGUUGCGUCGGAAGGUGAAGUGAGUAAUUCAAGCACGACGAUCGUUGACCAAGGUGAUGAUCCGGAGACGAUGAAGCUGAGGUUGAAGCAAUGGGCUCAGGUGGUUGCUUGUUCGGUGCGACAAUUCUCCGGCGAACCAAAUUCGACGUUGAAUAAUAAUAAUAAUGAUUAAUGAUUAAUAUUUUUGAGGAAUUAUUGUUUGUUUGUUCUGAUGUGAUUGUACAAAGGAAUGACAGUUUUGAUAAAAAUAGCUGUGACUUUUUUUUUAGAAA